Molecule: messenger RNA, 540 nt
Organism: Aspergillus pseudotamarii
Lineage: Eukaryota; Fungi; Ascomycota; Eurotiomycetes; Eurotiales; Aspergillaceae
Exons: 3
Coding region: 1-540 (179 amino acids)
Source: RefSeq, a predicted model, not a curated record
AUGUACUGGCCGUUACUUGUCUUUUCCUCAUUGCUGGUAGCCUUCGCUGCCAGUCAAAGCAACGACACGAUUGCCGCGAAAAGAGGCGUAUCCGCAUUCCCUGGCGAAAGAAAAUAUAUGCUGGACCAGUGUCAUGGACUCGAGAUAAUGGGUGCAAGAGCUCAAAGAGGUCAAACUCGACCACCUUCACAAAGUCUGGCAUUUGAUUGCAAGAAUCCCGACAAGAAGGGUCAAGUUCAGACAGGAGCUUUGUGUCUGAACAAAUGUCUUGGUUGGAAUGAAAGAACGCAUCAAUUUACCGCACAAAAGAGUGGAUAUGGACUUGCGGAAUGGAAUGGGAAUUGUUGGGACUGUCGUUUCGAGAGAAAGGAAAAGGGCGACAACCUUUUCUGUUACUGCGCGAAUGUGCCCGAGCCUAAGCCGCAUCGUGACUUUGCCACAGCUAUCAACAUGGGUCUGAGGACGUUCAAUCUAGACGGUGUUGUAGAGCUUGGUAACGGGGGUGUUCUACGAUGCCAUGGGGAAUAUGGCCUUUGUUGA